AAACUCCUUUUACUCCGACCAACAGGUCUUGGAUAUUUGUUACAGUGUUUGAUGGAGGAUUUGGGUGGGAAUUAGGGAAUAGGAAAAGAGUGAGGUAUUGAAAUGAGGUGUGGGGAGGGUCUGUUGCUCUUAAGUUGUUAUUACCAAGAUUAUUCAGACUGUGUUUCCAGGGAAAUGAAAAUUGCAGAGGCGGGUGCCUGGCAUAAUGGUGAGUGGUGUUGGAGCAUCCAGUGGAGAAGACAGCCAUGGGGAAGAGAACUUGAUGAAGCUGAGCUGUUGGAUGAUUUGCUGUCCAGAACAGUCUUGAAGAAGAAUGAGGAAAACCCAAAGAGUACUGUCGGCAGGAGGGCAAAAAGAGUACAUUUCGAAAGAAGCAUACAACAUACUUUCCAGCAACACUAGAGUUCUUGAGACAUCCCUGUGUAAAAUUCUGUGGAACAGAUUCUCGCCUCCUCUGCGGUUAGCUGCUCCGAGUGGAGACUGUUGUUGAAUUAAACUUUCUACAAAAGAUAAUAAUAACCAUUUUACCUCAUGGCACUUUCCUUAAUUUCACUAACACUUUUGACCACACUUGUAGUCAAGACAAGAGGAGCUACCUUGGAUGAUUUUGUGAAAUUGCAUAAUCUGGUUGUCCCAGUAUAGUCGGUCUAUUUCCUAGAAGGCAAAGUUAUUGCAAAUUCCUGUUAUCGUUUCUAAGGAGGUGCACACAGAUUCAGCCUAUACCUGUCAUUUCAUUUGUAAGAGCAGACGUUGUGAAGUUAGCAACUUCUGCAUUGAGACAGCUGUGAAACUAUCAACUUCUCUGUGGCAGAUUGUAUCCACAAAGGUAGUCUGGUUUAUGCUCAUAACUUGUGUAGUACAAAGUCAAUCAAUUUGCAUUUGCUCAUUGAAUUUGAUAAUGAAAUACAUGGUGUCAAAUAAACCCUAAACAAGUGGAAUGACCUUAUUCAAAACAUUCCUCCUACCAUUAUAAUAAUCUACUAAUAAUCUCAAACCCCUUUCAUUCAUCAUCCGAUUCAUCCCACAACUCUACUUCCUGGCUAUUAAUGGUUCUGCGAAAUUAGGAAAAAGAUCCAAAACCCUGUUUCAUUGUAAAAACUUAUACCUGUUAGAAUCCCCUAUUUCGGUCCUGUUUCUACCAGGUCCUAUUUAUCCACGAAAGUGGUAGAUAAGAUCCAAAGCCCUCAAUCUAAACGGGCCCUCUUCUCCCCUGGGGCGUCCGGUGAUGGUGAUGGUGAUGGUGACGGCGACCUCUUAGCGCUCUUGUUAUCUACU
Molecule: messenger RNA, 1275 nt
Organism: Rubroshorea leprosula
Lineage: Eukaryota; Viridiplantae; Streptophyta; Magnoliopsida; Malvales; Dipterocarpaceae
Source: the annotation of a GenBank genome assembly